AUGUAUAAAAAGCUAUCUAGAUUAGACCAUGAAGAAAUUAAGAAGUUAUUGAAGAAUGCUGACAUUGAAGUUAGCAAAAGAUAUGCGACUAACAAAUCUUCAUUAGCUAAAUACCUCAAUGAUUACAGAGGUGUAGUCACUUACGAGAAAAUUAAUGAUUACAUUAAUAACAAAACAUUUCCUUUAAACGAUGUUCAGGUUAAUUUAUAUCAUAAACAAGCGGUACCGAAGGAAGUAAGAAAAGAAAUGUAUGAUAUAACUAAUGUUAGUGUUGGGGAAACGAGAAAGAAGAAAAGCGAUGAAGAAAAGAAAAAUAUAGCUGUAAAGUAUGCAAAAGCAAUUGCACAAUUACGCAAAGCAAACGAAGUUAUUAAAUCUAUAGACGAUAAAGCUCUUGAUGACGAAAAAUGGUUAAAGAAGGAUGAAAAUAAUAAACGCAAAAAUGUUAAAGCAGGAAAUAGAAUCAUAGAUUUUAAUAUUCGUGAACUCAAUGAAGAAAACAGAAAUUACCUACAUGAACGUUUCGGUAAAAUGUUUAUUAGGCUUCUGCAGAAGAUAAAAGUAAAUUCACAGCAAAAAUGGAUGAUUUGUUAUAAACUCGAUGGUAAAUUUACUAAUUCAACAUUGAAUAUCGAGAACAUCGGAGCUUUGCUUCAUCAGUUAAAGCAAGAAAACUUUAUAACAGAGAUUGAAGCAAACGCAGCCGGAAUAAUUGAAAAACAUUAUGAUUUCUUCAUGACAAAUAUUAAGAACCUCGAAGAAAUUAAAAUGUAUGAUUUAACCGAAUAUGAAGGAUUAACGAUGAGCGAUAUUAAGAAAGGUAAGCCACAGAAGAGAGAAAAAAGAGAUGAAAGCAAAUUAACAGCACGUCAGCAAAGAUUAUUAAACAGACUUAAAGAAAUAGGUGAUAAACAGGAUAUAGAUGAUUUUUGGAAUGAAAUUCUUGAUGAAAAGAGAACGAAUAAAAAGAGAAGCGGAGAGUUUUGGAAGUAUCUUUGCAGAUUACCUAUAAAUCUUGAACGCUAUCAAAUUUUCAAUGAACUUAACAAAAGAACUGCUAAGUUGAUGACAGAAGAUAACUGCUUCGUUUAUGCUUGCAUUCAGGCUGGAGUUGAUGAGCAGACGGUAGACCACAUGCGUGAAGUUAUUAGAGUUAGAGAUUUUCCACAAAGUAAGAUUCAGGAAAUUUCUAACGCAACAGGCAUAGCAUUUAAUGUUACCAUUGGUUAUUUCAAUGACUCUAGACAUAAUGAAAUAAAGAGAUAUAUACCAAAAGAAUGUGAAACUGUUCGAACUAUUGACUUACUUCUUGUUGAAGACCAUUACAUGUUAAAUGAAAGAUUACCUAUGACAACAUAUUUUAUCAUAAAUUAUAACGAAAUUCUCAAAUCAUUAGGCGGCUGGAAUAUUGAGCGUCAAAUGAAAAUAUAUAAGAAAAGGGAAAAUAGAUUUGUUAUUGAUUCUACGCGAACAACUCCUUUAUGGGAUAUUUUGAAAACAUUAAGAGAGUGCAAUUACUUUGAACCGUUAUCUUAUGGUGAACUUUUCACUUAUACAACAGAUUUAUAUAAACAAAAACUUGCACCGUUUAAAGAUUUAAAUUAUACCCCGAACUACUGUGUUCAGUUAAAGAAAAAGUCUGAAAGUAAAGAUAGUGAUAAAUCAAAACAAAAAUUCAUUCCUGAACACAUUUUCUUCGCUGACUUUGAAUGUAGCACUGAUGGAGUUCAUAAAGCCUUUAACAUUUGUUAUGAUAGUGAAGAUGGAAAGAUUAGCGAAAGCAUUUGGGGUCAAAAUUGUGCAACAAAAUUUUUAGAAAGAAUUCCUGAUAAAAGUUUAAUAUAUUUUCAUAACCUCAGUUAUGAUAUCAAUUUCAUUUUAAGACAUUUAA
Trichomonas vaginalis G3 is the source of this 1891-nucleotide messenger RNA. RefSeq names its product organellar and viral DNA polymerase type B. The record is from RefSeq and is a predicted model, not a curated record. Gene Ontology annotation, molecular function: nucleic acid binding. The transcript has a single exon. NCBI's taxonomy places the organism in Eukaryota, Parabasalia, Trichomonadida, Trichomonadidae. The annotation marks the transcript as partial.